UUUAUAAAGGCAAAAACAAGGUAGAGAGAAAGAGAGAGACGGAACGAGAGAGAGAUGGCGGCCGUCCGGCUAGAUUAAUCGGGACGGGAUUGAAAGUGGUUCUGAGUAAUUUGGAAGGGCAAAAAGAUUUCCACGCCAAACGAAGCUAAUCUGAAUCAAAUACCAGAAGCACUGACCGCACAACGCCUGCGAAUUCCUCUCUUGCUCAAUUUGUGUUCCCCCUCUCUUUACCUCAAUUCUCCAUUUUUUGCCGCGAAAUUUGAAUCAGCAGCCACAAUGGAAGGCAUUUUCCUCGGAGGAUUUGAACUUCGUUUGGCCGCAUUUGUUUAUAUCAGAGCUGCUAGCAACGAACCGGAAAUUUAUUUAUAACCUGCUGGAAAUUUGUUUGUUUUAUAAGUAUUUAUUUAUUUGUCGAGUAUUCAGCGCGGGGAGUAUUGAUUACUUUGAAGAAAGUAUGGUGGAAUUGAGUGUGUAGUAGAUCCGUAUUGGUGGUGAAUGGAGUCUGGGGAUUAUCCCACAUCGGGCAGCGAGAUAAAAUGCUGUGACCGCGACUCCGAUUGCAACGAUUCUUCGAUGAUGGAGAGGACUGGUGGUCAGGCUGUGAAGCGAAAAUGUGAUGAGUUUGAGGAAGAAACCUGCCUCUCCACCCAAAUUGCCCGUGUAGAGAUAGGAAAUGAAUGUACGGCUCUCCGUGAGAUGGUGAUCAGCCAGCAGCAGACCAUUGAUGACCUGAUUUCUGAGUUGGAGGAAGAGAGGAAUGCUGCGUCCACGGCUGCCAAUGAAGCUCUCUCAAUGAUUCUGAAGCUUCAGAAGGAUAAAGCGGAGUUUCAGAUGGAAUUAAGGCAAUUUAAGAGGUUCGCAGAGGAAAGAAUGGCUCAUGAUCAGCAGGAGACGUUGGGAUUGGAGGAUAUGUUGUAUAAGAGGGAGGAAGCCAUACAGUCACUUGCUUAUGAGAUUGAGGCAUAUAGACAGAAGAUGUUGAGCUAUGGGCUCUCAGAGACUGAAGUGGAUGGAGUCGUCCAGGCUAUGAGCCGGAACUACAGCAUGAUUGAGGACAUUGAAGGUCAGUUUGACUAUGUAAAUGAGAUGUACCCUCCUCUCAAAUGCAAUUUGAAUGAUUCACUAACUUAUCCAAUUGGUGAUGAUGAAAUGCCUGAUAUUGAGAAAUAUGCAUUUGGGGAAACUCCGCAUCCAAGCGACCAAUUAAAGGAUUUGGAUUGUCGAAUCAAUCAAUUGGAGAAAAGUCCAAAAGCCAUUUAUCCUGAUGGUGAAUUAGUUAAUGCAAAACAAGUGCUUGAAAAAGUAAUAGUUGGCCAUUCUCCAAGACCUAGGAAGUUCUGUACUGACGGCCAACAAUCACCUUUUGCAAUGGCUAAAGAAAAGGGCCCAGAAUUUUCCAAGUGUUAUUCUCCAAAGUUUGCCGGCAGUUUCAAGAAGUCAGUAUUUUCCUAUAUUGAGGAGAAUCCUAGGAAGGCAGAUAAUGCAUCAGAAUAUGGAGAUGAAUCGUGCGACAGAGUCUGCACAGUUGAUUCUGUUCAACAGGGACCUAUUCAUAAUCAGCCAAUGAGUUGCAAUGCUUCUUCUUUUGGUGUUGGUGGUGAUGAGGAGUUGAAUUAUUCCAGUUCUAAAGACCUUGAGAUUCAAAAGUUAUAUGCAAGACUUCAUUCUCUUGAGGCUGAUAGAGAGUCUAUGAGACAAGCAAUUAUUUCUAUGGGGACUGAGAAAGCACAAGUAGUGCUGUUGAAGGAGAUAGCGCAGAACUUAUGCAAAGAAAUGUCUCCAAAGAAUAUCCCCUUGAGGAAGCAAAACGAGACCAGGAAAUUUACCUUCAUGUCGAUAUUCAAGUGGAUUGUUCCUAUUUUUAGCUGGAGGAGAAAAGGACGAAGGGCCAGGUACAUGUUCGGUUUAUCAGCCAACAAUAUUGGCACGUUAGUGCUUUUAGACAGGAGCCCUCGUGUGGGAUUAUGGAGGCAUCAAUUCAUUACAAACACACAAAACUAAAAAGUGGAAAAUCAGUAUGUGAUGUCUUUGAUCAUCAAAAUGGAUGUUAGUUUUUUUCUUAAGUUCUAGCUGCAGCUUGAUUGGUAUGGUGCUUGAUAGCCAUUGUUUGCUCCUUACUUGUGUUCAUUGUAUUUAGCGUUGUGGUCAGUCACCAAUAUUCGAAAACCUGUCUAUCCUAGCAAAGGCAAGCCUCUUUGCUGCCUCUUUUCUGUGUAUUUGUUUUUGGAUGAACUCUCAAGUUUAUUGUUUGCUAAAUAAACGAUUUUUCCACCCUCA
Molecule: messenger RNA, 2277 nt
Organism: Salvia hispanica
Lineage: Eukaryota; Viridiplantae; Streptophyta; Magnoliopsida; Lamiales; Lamiaceae
Product: myosin-binding protein 7-like
Source: RefSeq, a predicted model, not a curated record